Messenger RNA from Chrysoperla carnea, 1350 nucleotides. RefSeq lists its product as uncharacterized. The record is from RefSeq and is a predicted model, not a curated record. Gene Ontology annotation, cellular component: extracellular region. The coding region runs from base 10 to 1350 and encodes 446 amino acids. The transcript is spliced from 2 exons. NCBI's taxonomy places the organism in Eukaryota, Metazoa, Arthropoda, Insecta, Neuroptera, Chrysopidae.
UGUAGCUGGAUGUCCGGCCCUGAUUAUGAACCUUCAGGACAUGAGCCAGUUGACAGUUGGUACGAAGAGCAAAGAGACUAUCAAUACGGAAUUGAACCACUUAAUUUACGUUCAUCCUAUUUUACACAAAUAGUUUGGAAAAACACUAAAGAAAUGGGUGUUGCAUAUUCGCGAGAUAAAAACGGCUGUGUAUACGUUAUAGCAAAAUAUUAUCCACCUGGUAAUGUUUUUGGUCAUUUUAAUGAUAACGUUCUACCCCCUGGUGGCGAUCCUAUCAGCAAACUAUCAGAUAAUAAUGUAGCCCAUGCUACAUUUAAAUCAUCAGAAAAAUCUACCACGCCGUCUCAAGGAGAUGGUGAAGAUUAUGGACGUUUUGAAACUGAAUGUUUAAAAGCUCACAACGAAUAUAGAAAACUGCAUGGAGCUGAACCAUUAAAAUUAACGCCUAAACUUUGCAAAUACAGUAAAGAGUGGGCACACGAAUUGGCUGUUAAGGGUGUAAUAAAACAUCGACAAAAUCCGGAGUAUGGGGAAAAUGUCUAUUGUACUCGCACCCCAAAAAAUGGUAACAUGAAUGGUAAAGAACCAGUUGACCAAUGGUAUAGUGAAGUUAAAACUUACACAUUUGGGCGUGAACCGAGAUGUAUACACAGUUGUGGGCAUUUUACACAAGUGGUAUGGAAAGGUAGUCGGGAAUUAGGUGUAGCUGUAGCAAAAAGUCAUAAUCAAUAUAUAUUCGUAGUAGCAAAUUAUCUUCCACCAGGAAAUAUUGUUGGUGAAUUUACAGAGAAUGUUUUAUCUCCUGUUUUUGGAAAAAUACUUGAAUCACAACAGCCUUCUAUGAAAAGUAUCAGUCUUUCUCACUUUUCCAUAAAGAGUGCUUAUAGUAAACCGAUAAAAGAUUAUAACAGUAAAGAGUUUUCAGAAGAAGGAGUACGUAUUCAUAAUCAAUAUCGAAAAAAACAUCACGUUCCUGCAUUGAAGUACAGUGAAAAACUAACAACAUUAGCACAAGAUUGGGCAAAUAAAUUAGCAACAGAUGAUCGCUUUUAUCAUCGCCCCGACAUAGAAUACGGUGAAAGUUUGUUCUAUUCAUGGGUUCCAAAUGAAAAUGCAAUUGUUACGCCAAGCGAUGUAUGUAAAUUUUGGUACUCAGAAGUAAAAGAUUAUAUAUUUACAUCUGAGCCAAAAAAUAUGCGAACUGGACAUUUUACACAAAUGGUAUGGAAAAAUACACAAGAAAUGGGUAUGGCAAUGGCCAGAGGGCUUAAUGGAAAAAUUUAUGUAGUUGCUAACUAUUAUCCACGUGGUAACGUUGUUGGAGAAUUUAUGGCUAAUGUUUCCAGAUAA